Molecule: messenger RNA, 1043 nt
Organism: Neocloeon triangulifer
Lineage: Eukaryota; Metazoa; Arthropoda; Insecta; Ephemeroptera; Baetidae
Product: protein TonB
Exons: 4
Coding region: 66-692 (208 amino acids)
Source: RefSeq, a predicted model, not a curated record
AUUCACACCAACAACCAACAACAACUACUACUACCAACAGCCCAAUACCACCCUCAACCAGCAACAUGGUUUCCAAGACGAUUGUGUUUGCCCUCGCAGCCUGCGCCUUCCUCGCUGCUGUCGCUCAAGCAGCGCCUGCCGACGAUGAGUCGAUGGUGUUCUUGCGGGUGCCUCGCGCCGCCCAGCGUCAGGUGAUGAUGCGCGGCUUCGUCGGCUACAGACGCAGAAACGGCAACCCCAUGAGCUUCGCCCACGGUUUCGCCGGCGCCCGCUCCCAGGACGCACCUGCUUAUGCCCCUGUUGAAGACGAAGAGGAGCAGGACGAGCCCGAGACCAAGCCUGAGCCUGUUGAGGCUGACGAGCCUGUGAAUGAGGAUGAAGAGGAACCCGCCCCCGUCCCCGUUGUUCCCACCAGGAAUUGCAGGAGACCCGGCCGUGCCCAGCGUCCUGCCAAGGCCCCCAAGCCCGCCAAGCGUCCCACCACCACCACCCCUGCCCCCGCUGAGGAGGAGGAAGAGUACGACGAUGAACCCGUUGUGCCCGCCAACAAGAAGAACCGUGGAGGCGCCACCGCUAUCGCCACCGCCGUCAGCCGUGGAGCCGGAGCUUCUGCCCUCAGCAACGCUGUCGCCUACGGAGGCACCUUCUCCGGAGGCAGCUUCAGACACCGUUACGCUAAGGGAAGCCAGUAAAUCUCCCGCACACCUCUGCCCGGAUCCAAUCGACGACCAGACCAGCCCUUAAUUUAUAAACGCCACCCCUGCAUCGGCCGCAAAAUUCAAACCCCAGCUUGACUCGACACUUAGGUCGGGUCAAUCAGCACUGCCAGUACAUAUCACGACGAACCCCAGCUAGGCUUUGCCCGAGUUUAAUUCGAGUGUCAUGCCUAUUAAUUAUUUUUGUAGAUGCCUAUCUAGUUGAGCAAAUGAAAAACCCAAAAACAUAAUGAAAAUGUUUAAGUAGUUUUUUAUAGAGGUCCACUUUUUUGUAGUAUACAAUGCAAACACAUAUUUAUGACAAAUAAAAACAUAAAAGAAAAGCAA